Molecule: messenger RNA, 3897 nt
Organism: Xenia sp. Carnegie-2017
Lineage: Eukaryota; Metazoa; Cnidaria; Anthozoa; Malacalcyonacea; Xeniidae
Product: protein scribble homolog
Exons: 25
Coding region: 350-3226 (958 amino acids)
Cellular component (GO): adherens junction
Molecular function (GO): protein binding
Source: RefSeq, a predicted model, not a curated record
UGACAGAAAACAUAUUGGAGGAUCUUCCCUCUUCAAUUGGAAAGCUGGAAAAUCUCUCUGUUUUUAAUGUAGACAGAAAUCAACUUCAGGCUUUGCCUGUUGAGAUUGGCAAUUGUACAAAGUUAUCGGUGUUUUCAUUGAGGGAAAAUUGUCUGACCAGCAUACCUUCUGAAAUUGGAAAUUGUGUUAAUCUUCAUGUGUUAGAUGUCUCUGGCAACAGACUUGAGAAUUUACCAUUGACAAUUGGCUCGCUACCUCUUAAAGCAUUAUGGCUUGCUGAAAAUCAAUCAAAGCCAAUAUUAAAGUUACAAACAGAAGAGGACGAGAGGACAAAAGCCAAAGUAUUGACAUGUUUCUUUUACCACAAACUGAGUCGAACUUUGAUAUGGAAUUUUAUGAUGACGGGGAAAAUCGCUAUGAUCUCGAUUAUCAACCACGUGACAAGCCGAUGGAAAUUGGAUUUGUCAAUGAACAUGUAACUUUCACCGAUGAGGAAUCGGAUCAUGACGAUGAACGGCUGGGGGAUUUUGUUCGCCACGACACUCCUCAUCCUAAGGAAUUGAAAGGACGACAUCCUAAAAUAUUUUCUCAUAAACCGAGAUCAGAUUCAUUGAACUCUGACGAAGAAAGAAGAAGAUCAAAAGGUUUUGAAUCUGGGUCCGAUACAGAGCACGAAAGUAAAAGUAAAUUUGAACCAGGUUCAUUGAUGUCUAAAGCUACAGUAGGGCGACAAAUUGAACCGGUGGCAAAGGAGAAGGAAGAAAUAAUACUGAAUUCAAAAUCGGAAGUGAAGAAUCUAGAAAAUGUACCUUUUGAUGACGAUGAUGUUAAUAAUGAGGAAGCAGGACGCUCUAGCGAAGAUGAAGAAGUUAAUUCAAAAUCUGUUGGUUUUCUUGUCGAUGAAGAAGAUGGGCCUGUUGAACGACACGAUAAACUAAAAAGAACAAACACACCACAUUAUACUAAAGGCAAAAGACUUUACCCUGAUACCGAAGGAGUGCAGGAAAAAUUUUAUCAAAUCAUGGCAAAAGUGGGUCAGAAGGAUUUAAAUGAAGAAGAGAACUCAGAUGAUCAAAGGUUUCUUCACGUUUUCUGUUACCUUCAGGAGAGUGGAAAUGAUGAAGAUAACUUCGAAGUCGAUGAAGAUUCAUCCCAUGUUAACGGUAUUAACGGUUUGAAUUCGGAGAAAAACGACAACCAUCAAUAUGGCGCCGUCACAACAACAGUCGAGGAGAUAAUGUACACACUUAUUAGAAACGGUGAUGGUCUUGGUAUAAACAUUGCUGGUGGUAAAGGCUCGACACCAUAUCGAGAUAAUGAUGAGAGUAUCUUUAUAUCAAAAAUUAACGAGAAAGGACCUGUGGGUCGUGAUGGUGUCUUGCAACCUGGGGACAAGAUAAUAUCGGUUGAUGGUGUGGACCUCAGUAAGGCGACCCAUGCUGAAGCUGUUCAGGUGCUUAGUACUGCCGGAGAUACAGUUAAAAUGUUUAUUGAACGAGUGACUGAAGGAUUUGUUAAACUUGAUACAAUGAAAAGCGAAGAAAAAUCAAAGACUGAGGACACUGAGACGUCUAGCAAACCGACGAAAGAUUCGAAAAAGUCUGGAGUGAGAUUUGCAGCGGAACCGGAAAUGGAAGAAAUUGAGACUGCGACUGAGAAAGAAACAAUCGUUUUAAAACGAGACAGCAAAGGAUUGGGGUUUAGUAUUGCUGGUGGACAAGGUUCGACCCCUUACAAAGGCAAUGAUCAGGCAAUAUACAUAUCAAAGAUUGCUCCAGGUGGGACUGCUGGAUUGGAUAGAAGGUUGCGUGUCGGUGAUCGAGUUUUAUCGAUCAACGGCAAGUCAGUUGAAAACGCCAGUCAUGAAGAAGCUGUCUCUCUAUUAACGUCAAGUUUUCCCUCGGUGACCCUAAUUGUCUCUCGUGAACGAGUUCUUGAGAAGCGUAUGACACCUCUUUCUAAACAUCGCGAGGAAUCCAUGAUAAACAAACGAAUUGCUGAGAAAGAGAUGAUACAAGAUGCGAUGAUAAAGGCCUCUGCUGAGGAGGCAAAUCAUGUCAAUGAAGGUAGUGACGAAGAACAAAAUGGUCCAAAAGUAGAGAGGAUAGAAUUAAAGAAGGGAAAUGGACCGCUGGGAUUUAGUGUCGUGGGCGGCUCUGAUCAUACCUGUCAUCCAUUUGGAAUGGAUGAAUCUGGUCUAUUUAUUUCUAAAAUUGCUCCAAAUGGGGCUGCGUCCAACACAAACCUACGUGUCGGUGAUCGCAUUUUAGCCGUCAAUGGUAAAGAUAUGACUCGAUCAACACACCAUGAUGCAGUUACAGCUCUCAUAUCAAAUGUCAACUCCAUCAAAUUACUCGUACGUCAUGACCCUCCACCCCCCGGUUUAAUGGAAAUAACAAUUAUGAAGUAUCCAGGAGAGAAACUAGGUAUCAGUAUACGAGGGGGUGCCAAGGGACAUCCUGGUAACCCGUUGGAUCCUAAGGACGAAGGCAUAUUUAUAUCUAAGGUCAACGAAAGUGGUGCAGCGGCAAAAGACAAGAGACUUCAUGUUGGUCAGAGAAUACUUGAGGUAAAUGGUACCAGUUUACUUGGUGCCACUCACAUGGAAGCCGUUCGUUCAUUACGUAGUGUGGGUGAUCGUCUUGCUUUGGUUGUAGCUGAUGGCUACGAUGUAUCAAAAUUAGAAGAACUCGUUGGUGUGAUUGCUAAUCCUCUUGCAGCUGCGGAUAGUUUAGGUUCCCCUGAUGAAAGUAGGCAUUUCGGUUACGAUUCUGAUAGUAAUCGACUUAGUUUAAACGAGAAGGUCAUCUCUAACGACCGUACAAAGGAAGUGGCAAAUACAGAUAGUAAUAGACUUCCAGUGGAUACUGGGAUGAACUCCUCAGAAACGACUGUGUCAAAUCGCCAUCGUCCAAACUUCCAGCUUCCCUUGAACAACUCAUUUGAAUCGCCCGAGGAUACAAAUUCUGUCCCAUCUCCCUCAAGAUCUUCUACGGGAAGCGUCACACCAUCUGAGCAGCGUGCAUUAGAAGCUGAGAAGCGCGCAGCCUGGAGACAAGCGCGAAUGCGUGAACUUGAAGAAGACGCACUGAAGGCUCAAGUUGUUAUUGCACAAGUCAAAGCUAUGUCAGCUUCAUCACUUGAAGGAACUUUAUCGGACGAUGAUCGGAAACAUCCGACACCAGAUCAUUUGAAUAAUACCACUUCUACGAAGUUGACUGCUUAGCUUAAAUGAACCCAUUCGAUAAAUUACUCCUCUUCUACAACGCACCUCUCCUGUCGGGCUCAUGCAAGAUGUACAAAUGCUAACGUGGUCCCGAAUUUUUGUAUCUUAUUGUGGUAUGUUCGCAAUUUGUUUUAAAAAUAUAAUGCUCUACGACAAUGAGGACGGCAAUGCUGAACAAAGAAAAUGCAAGACAUAUUUUCAACAUGUAUUUAAUUAUUUACAAAGGAUGUUGAAUUACCAACGCGGAGACUAUGUCGCUCUGCCUUUUGGUUUUUAAGGGUACAUAUGAGGAUACACGCAGUAUUAUGUCAAUGUUUUUAUUGGAAAAUCAACAUAAUCGAAUGUUUUUAGCAUAAAUUCCGUCGUGACAGUUCACGGAGAAAGAUGGUUUUUGAGAUGAAACGAAUUAUAAUUGAUAUAUUUUUAUUUUUAACGUUUCGAAAUUGUAUCCGUAUUUCAAACAGUGUAUCGUAAUGUAUUUCAAUUUAUCUUGUUACCUACUACGCAUCUUUAGCAUAUGUAAAAAUAUAAAUAUCGUGAAUAUGUUAAUGCUUUAGUUUUAUGCCACAUAGCAUUUAGCUAGUUAAAUAAUUCUGGAUAAUUUUAGUCGUAUUUUAUAUUGUAUAAUAUUGAUGUACAAUUAUGAGACCAAUAAAAACUUUGGUCGUAUA